AUGCAAUUGCAGAGGCGCAACCGGACCACCUUCUCGGCACCGCAGCUGAGCGAGUUGGAGGCGUUGUUCCAGAGGACUCACUAUCCCAGCUUCUACCUGCGGGAACAGCUAUCCCGGAGAAUCAGCCUCUCAGAGGCCAGAGUGCAGGUAUGGUUCCAGAACAGGCGAGCCAAAUGGCGCAAGCAGCAGCGUGGCUUGCAGAUCCCGACCCAGUCAGCGCUGCGUAGAGCCGACACCAUAUGGGCUCCGUUGCCAUUAAGACCACACCCUGCUGUCGCCACAAGACUCGUACCCCCGCAGCAGAGGACGCAGUCGAACGUCAAUGGACCACCUGCGCCAGAACGAUGUGCGAUUGCACCCGUAACCCAUUGCGGCACUGCGCCACCUGUGGCUACCACGGAUGUGGCAGGCGUCACCGACAAGCCGGAACCCUUGUGCCCGUGCCUUGCGCUUCAAGCCUCGCCGGGAUCGUGGGGUCGACUGCAGCGGCUGGAGGCUGUAACGCGCCAGAGUCAGCUGCAGCCAUACCUAGCGGCGUUCGCGGCACGCCAAGAGCAUGUUGCGAAACAACGCCUGGCAUCUCCCGUACAGCGAUGA
Messenger RNA from Rhipicephalus sanguineus (brown dog tick), 597 nucleotides. Its product is annotated as dorsal root ganglia homeobox protein-like. The transcript is spliced from 3 exons. The coding region runs from base 1 to 597 and encodes 198 amino acids. Gene Ontology annotation, biological process: regulation of transcription by RNA polymerase II. The record is from RefSeq and is a predicted model, not a curated record. Gene Ontology annotation, molecular function: RNA polymerase II transcription regulatory region sequence-specific DNA binding; DNA-binding transcription factor activity, RNA polymerase II-specific. NCBI's taxonomy places the organism in Eukaryota, Metazoa, Arthropoda, Arachnida, Ixodida, Ixodidae.